AUGACGCUUCGCGGGCGCCUAUCGACGGCGGCGGCGGCGGCGGCGAUCCCGUCCGUCGUCCCCGAACGCGAUCAGUGCCGUUCCGACUCCGCGGGAUGCGACCGUCCGCCGACACCGUCAACGCAGCUACAGCCACCGUCGCCAUCGCGUCGAGCCUUUGUUGUCGUUCCGUCGCGCCGAGAGCAGCCCUGCGCCGUCGUCGUCGCCAUCACCGCCGAGUUUGACGCGCGGCCACCGUCGCAGUCUGCUCGCUGCGACCGCAUCGCCGAUUCCGCCGGCCGACCGCGGCGGACAUUCCGACGAACCGCGAACACAGAGGCCAUCAUUUACUGUUGGUUGAGCUCGUCGUCUCCCACCGGGAGACAUAACUACGCGCCACCCGCGUUGGGCGGCAAGAGAGGUACGUGCGCCCGCCGACGGUCUACGUUUUGUUGCGCCGUCUACCGCGAGUAUUAAGAUAUUAUCGCGCGUCGCCGUUAUCGUUAUCGCGCGAUUGCCGAGCACGUAGUACGUCAGCGGCGGCGGCGCCGGGAUCAUCGAUUUUCUAGGGCCGAGCGCAGCAGGUGGCAACACAGAACGGCAACACCGACGUAGGGCGCAGUACGCAGCAACCCGCGAAACGAUACCCGGGGGGGAGGGGGGUACAGUCAAUGCUAAUUUAUGAGUGGGGUUUAGAACGCCCGAAAUCGAAAAAUACAAACGCACGCGAUAAUUGCACUAUAACGCUGUUGUGAUAAUAAUGCUCGGGGCGUGCCGGGGCUUUUCCGGCCCUGCGCCCCGAACCGCUCUCGGCGCCGCGCGCUGUCCGCACUUUUUUAAGAUGACCGGAUUCCGACAUUUUCUUUCUUCGCCUUUAAAACACGUACGCAAUACCGCAAAGCGGACCGCUCGGGCCUUAAUUUCGGGGAAAUCCGUCUGAACCGAUAAAACUUGGUAUGCUUGAGUUUAACGCAGUCCGAGAAACAAAACAUACUGCGUAGUUCGGAAGAGGAGGAGUCUCUAUUUUCCCUCCCCGCCCCCUGGAUCCGCCAUUGAUUUAGCACAAUUUCCCCUCGAUUGACGUAGUAAAAUGAAUUCCGAAAACUGAUUUGACUUCCUACACGUGAAGUCGAUCAAAUAGUAUUUUUCAGUUUAAAUAUGGUUUUGUUAGGUUCGGAGCGAAGCGAGGAAUGUAGUUUCGUCUGUAUAUACACAGGGUGUCUAACAGUGUUAUCCAUAUGCUCAUAUUUAUAUUAUUUUUUUUUUUCAAUCAAGUUUUGUAUCAAGGAGACAGAAGUGUAGAGAAAAGUUAAAUUUUUAUUUUCUCAUCUUAAUCACUAAAAGUUUUUUACGUAAUUUGUAUUCGGUAUACCUAGGUACACUGUGGAUAAAAAAUAUUAAACGGAAAUGCUUGACAAUUUAACAGGAAGACACGUUAUAAGUCGCACUUUGGAGUACAAAAAAAAAAUUGAGUAUUAUGUAGUAUUUCUUUUUUUUUUCUUCUAAAUUUUAAUACCUAUCAAAUGUUGACGAAAAUACCACGGCAUUUCAAAAAACAUGUGUAACCGAACUCCGCUGAGAAUCGUUUUUCGUUAACAAUGAUUAAUUGUUGCAUACAGAUAUACAUGAGAUUCUCUUCUGUAUUCUAACCCAUACAUUUUUCCCAACUUCUAACAUACAACAAUGCUCCACCCAUCGUGCGAAGUACAUCCGUCUUUAUUGUCUUGUAUUACGACUAUAAUUCGCUAUCGCGUAACACAGUAAUCUUGUUUUCACAUCUCUCUCUCUCACUCUCUCUAUCUCUCUAGAUAUUAAAACGGCUAUUGCUAAGAAACUAUCGAUCGGAUAUGAAUGCAUGACACAUUAACAUUGAUAUAUUUGCAAAUAGGUUAUUUUGAAGAUUUUAAAAAGUGAAAAAAUUAAGUUUUUUUUUUUUUUUUCAAUAAUUAAGGGGUGAAAACAAUGUAUCUCUACAUUUGUGUCCUCUCAACGCAAAACCCAAUUGAAAAAAAAUGAAUGUUGACAGAGAUAUUAGCAUAUGGAUAACACCCUCUAGAACACUCUUUAUAUAAAUUCGGAAAUCAUAUUUUUGGACGUUCGAAAAAGCUACCCGGCCGAUCCCGUGUGUACUUUCGCGCCGAAUUCGAGCCUGUUUUCAAGUGUGCGGCUGAUUGUACGGAAUACUCGUCUAAAUUAUUGCUCUCGCGCCCGCGUUUGUCCGACAAAUAAAGAAAGAAAAUGUCGAUAUCCUAUAAUAUCUGCGUGACGCGAUGCCCGUCGUUGUAUGCAAUUUUGUCCGCAGGUACCUUCCCGAGCGUCGCCAUGCAGGAAGUGGAAAGGGCCAGGAACAGGAACAUGGCGAAAAAGCAAAACAGUGAGUAUAUAUUUUUUUUGUUUUUUUGUUUAUUUUGUAUUAUAAUAUUGAAACACCGUUGUUUUCGUAAGAGAGAGGUCUCCCCGAACCACAACAACAACAUUAUUAUUCGCCGUCGCGAUCGCCGCCACAUCUCACUGACGGCUCUCGCCGCUCCCUCGCCCGCACACCAUACACUCGCAACGACGGACGACGGCGUCCCAGUCGCAGUCGCUCUCCGUUAUUAUUCCGCUUUCGUCCCGAUUUCACGCCGCCGUCGUCGUCCGAAUCGGCUACAAUAAUAUUUAUAGCGAGCAUUAUAACGCCGUGUGUAGCGCCCCGUGACAUCUGCCGGCGGCAGGGGGUGGGAAGAGGGAGGGUCCGGGUUCGGAUUUGAUUUUCGACAAUUCUUUCACGUUUUUUUUUCUAAUCCGUACUUGGGUAUUACGUUUUCAAUCCGUUUAGCGCACGGUUGUCCGCGGUCGCGAAACGCCCGUCGUUUACGUUUACUAUUAAAAUACCAUUGAACCUUCCCCGGGAAAAAUUGCACAACGGAUGAUAUCUGUGCGUUAAAUUAUACGAACUACAUCGCACUAUAACAACACCGGGUACCCAGUAUGGGCACCUUCCGGAUGUUCGGCAGCUCGUCCACGGCCGGCAUUUAUCGAAGUAUUUUUACACACCCUAUACGUGCAGUGUACCGUAAUAUAAUAUAUUAGCGCACAGUGAACGCAGGAUUAUGCAACUGUAUGCGGUGACUGGACCAAGCGCGGGAGGAAAGGCGACUGCAUUAGCGUUGCAGUGUGAUAAAAAGGCGCGGCGAUCAUUAUACAACGAUACACGUGCGGGCCCGUGCGUCGGGCGUUGAAUAAAAUUUAGAUGAAAUAACAAUAAAUGUUAGCGGGCACAGCGAAAAUGACAGAGCGAUAACGUUAACCCGGGUUCGGUGGUUGUAUGGAGAUAGUGAAAUAAAUGUUGAGAUGGAAUAAACCGGGGAAAAGAUGGACGUGAGAAAAAGUGGCUAGAGAUUAUAAAGGUACUGCGCGAGGGUGCGCGGAGUGGACGAGGGAAACGUGGUGAUGGAUGCGGAAAGAUGCGUAGAGGAUGAGAAUACGAGCACCUGGUGCCACUUGCGUGGUACAAAGACGGAGAGAUUUAUAUAUUUUGUAUUAUAUUAGUACCCGCACAAAUACCGUAGGUCAUACUUAAGUGGGUGAAUCGAAAUCGUUGAAACGAUGUAAUAUUUGCUAUGACAUGCUAUAUGGUGACAUGCGCCAACUGUCAUUACGUCGUAAUAUAUUUUAGACACUCCGCGGGUGUUUCGCGUAACAAUGACAUUUCUUCUCCGUUUUUUAUAAUAAAAUAUAAUCGCGGGGUGAUUCUUUUAUCGCGCGAUUUUCUGUACGCGGAGAUGUCGAGGCGUAAAUUAUUUCGAUUUUUUUCGCAAACAUUAUAUAUAAACGUUUAUUAAUAAUCAAAAUGUUUUUUUUUUUUUUUCAAUUUGACUCGUAUUCCGUUACAAAUUUUGGUUUUCGAAUGGCAUCCUAUAUUUGUAUAGACUCGUAUACGAGCUGAACAAUUAAAUUCAACCUUAACAACACGGGCAUAUUUAUACAAGUAUAUUGUAUAUUCACACAACAUUGCAGUUUUGAAUAUUUAUUAUCGUUUUAAUAUCCGAGAAACGAUAAAUUGUUUUUGAAAAUUAGUACCUAAAACUAAUGUUUAUCUAACCACGAAUGUAUAAUUGAUGGCGGUAAAUUAAGUUUAUUGAAUCAGUAUGCAAUCAGAUGCUUUCGUAUAUUUAUGUUCAAAUUACGUUUUGAUUGCUUUGACGGAAAAUAAUUUGAAAAAAUUUGAUUAAUGGGAAAGGUGAGGUGAGGUGUUUUUUGUUUUAUUUUUUUUUUCACAGAUAUUUAAAAGGGUCAAGACACGUAUUAUGUUUUCAAUUCGAUGGCGCGUAUAAAAGAUUACGACGUCAAAGUUUUCAAAUGUGAGAUCAUUUGGUCAAGGUUGCAUGAAAAAUUUGUGGAAUUUGUGUGCGUGCGUGUGUGGGUUAGGUUAGAUUAGGUGUGUUUAUGGAUAUGUUUUCAGUGUGCGAAGAAUGUAGGUAUAAGUAGGCAUUAGUAUAAGUUUAGAAAUUUAAAUAUUAUAGUAUUAUUUACGCAGUUUUUACUCUCUCUCUAUAUAUAUACAUACCUAAUGUCCUGUCCGGCGUUUUCCGUAUCAAUUUAAUUUCCCUCUUUAUUUUAAACCGUUUGUAAGCAGAUUAAAAAAAAAAAAAAAAUCCUUUCAAUCGAAGAAAUUCAAUUCAACGUGUAUCUCCGGUACAACCCUUCGCUGUUAAACGCUGUUGUACUUCGUUGUUCGUGAAAACUAAAAUAAACUAAUAGCAACAUUUUUAUUCAUCCGUGUCACCAUAGUAAUCCAUAAAAUAACAAAAGGAAAAUCAAUUUUUAUGCCCAAAAAUAUUUAAAAACCUGUGACAGCCACCUUUUAGGGGGUUAAAUUUUGGAAAUCCUGCUUCGAGGUGCACACAAACCCAUCCCCUCGUCCUCGUCCGCUACUGUAUGGACAUUUUUAGACAUAUGCUUGCGAUACAUUUUGCUGUGGAUCGCGUACAGACAGACAAACAAACGCUUCUUUUUAUUAUUGUAGUAGAUAAAUAUUGAAUUGGCGAUUUUUAAAAAUGUGUUAUAGGCAUACGCUGCACGACAUUGAUGUAUAUAUAAUGUUAAUUUUGCAAAUUAAUAAACUAAAAUAGGAAAUUAUUUAAAAUUAUCUUUUUUCAAAAUUGUAAUUGUUUCAACUGUACCCACCUAAGAAAUAGGUGCAAUUGCAUACAUAACGCAAUUAUUAUUAUUAUUUUUUGUUUAACGCGAUUUGUGACUAGAUAUGAGGUUAUAAUUAUUAUGACACUCGUAUGGUACUGAUUAUUCUAAACUUAUAUUCAUACGCAAUUGAUAGAAUAUAAUACGAUAUUAAAUAUUCAAUAAUUAAUAUUGUUUAAUCGUAUCAAUUGUCCACUUCCUGUGAGAAUCCAAAAUUAAACUUUUCGUGUACCAUUUGGGACCAUUGCCAUAACACACACUGUACUCAUAUUUUGCUGUCCUCCAUUGCCUCUUACUGCGUCCAUCACGUCGAACAGUAUUAAAGCUCUAUCACUUUAUUUAGGGCGUCCGAUAUCUGGUUUCUAUCUCGUUAGUACAAAUAAUCCUCCCCAUCUCUACACAUCGUAGAUCCACUCAAUCUGGAGCUUUUUAGAACACUAAUUAUUCCACUUCUUCAUAUUAUAUUUUCGUUAUUAUCACACAAUCUUCAUUGUCAUUUUUCUACGGUUCCAGGAAUUUUUUAAAUAUUUUUCUUGCGAAAAUUCAUCUUUUUUUUUCUUCAAACAUAUUCGUUGCCCAUGCAUCGCAGUUCGCAUACAUAUAAAGCCCUAACUUAUAAUUUAUACGGUGGAAUUUUCGCUUUUAAACUGUUAUAGUAUAUUCAUUCGAAUUUAAUUUUAAAUUGCAAAAAGCGUCGUUCGGAUGAUUAAUUUCUUCAACGCCCAUAACUGUUAUUAAUUAAUACAUCUAUUAUUAUUAUGAAUACUGAAAUCCGAUGCGGGUCGUUAACCUAAACGAUUGGUAUCGAAUAAAUGAUUGGUAUUAUAGAAAGGUUAUUUUCACUGGCAUCAAAUAUUAUAAUAUAUUAGUUCAUUUGUGUUCAAACGAUGACACUAACAAUUAUUGCCAAUUGAAUAAUGCCUUAUUGAUGCGUUAUAAUAUUCGGUCAUGCACAAAAAAAUAGUACUGAAACUAAUAUCUAAAUACAUUAUUACAAUAAUGUAUCAAAAGCAUUCACUUUACUAAAAGGCUUUCACAAAAAUAUACUCUAUCAAUAUCUGUGGCACUUAACGUAUUAUUUUCAAAAUAAAAUGUCGGAAACUUGGUAGAGCGACAUUGGAAUAAUCCAUCUCUAUAAUAUUAUAAAAUAUAAAGCUCGACGUAUAAAAGUGCGGUUAUCCCCCGAUAUUUAAUGAAGACGUGGAGGACACGGGAUAGUAAUUAUUCUAACGAGAAUAUAAAGGGUCGAUCGCCUGAAACCAAAAUACCGACAAGGAAAAUCGACCGACAAUAGUAUAAAAAGUAGUUAUUUAAUGAAAUGCAAUUUACAUAUUUAUUUUAAAAAUCUACGCAUAAAAAAACCAGAUAAGAAAUAUUUUUAACGAUGUACAAUGUAUAAUAAAUUAUAAAUAAUGAAAAAGAAUACUAAAAAUGAUUUAUUUAUUAAUAACCAAACAUUAACCAAUUAGGUUGUGAACAAUACCGUGAAGAUUAGAUGGUAAAAACAUUUAAAUUUGUAAAUAGAUAUGAAACAAAUAUGCGAAACACUACUUGAACUACGGCUUUUCCAUAGGAUUUCACAUCGAAUCGAUUCUAAUAACAUAAUCUAAAUAUACUGUAGUACGAGUAUAAUCGACACUCGAUGACAAAUAAUAUAUUAUUUUUCGGUCGAUUGUCCUGUCGAUCGAUUGACCCCGUUGGACGCAUGGGCACCUAACACACUCCUACUGUUUUAUCAGCAAGGAACCGGAGGAGAGGGGGUCAAUUUCACUAAUACGUAAUCGGCGUAAUUUACGAUUAACGAUAAGAAAAUGCUGUUGUUUUGCACGUAAACAGCGUAUUUUACCUGUAAUGAUCAAUACGCGCCAAACACGCCGAAAACGCAUUAGUAGAAUAGACCACGGUACUUAUACUUGUGGUAUAUGGAGAAAAAACCUAUAAAUCAGUCAUGUUACUAUCGAUCGCCCCAAAUACACAACUACGGGCGUAUUUUAUUUUAAAAUUCCACUUCGCUUCUUUAGAUACAGUGUAGAAGACUCCGUAGCAACCAAUCUAUUCUUUCGAAAGAAUAGGCUAAUAAACUCAGAUGUCAAUGCUUUAUUUAGAAUUAAAAAUAUAUAGGUAUAUUGAAAUACACUAAAAUCAAAAUCCACAGCAUGUAUUAUGCAUUAUAAUAUAUAAGAGGAAGUUUUUGAGGUUUAUCCCUCUUCAUCGCCGCCACUCUCCGAAAUUUGUCCAUAAGUACUAUUUGUUAUUUUCAAAAUAAAUGCUACUUAUGUUUGCAAUAAAAAUAAUAUAUGGUUUAAUUUAAAAUCUCUCCCGAACAUAUGUUUAGUGGCGACCUUGUUACCAACCACAAAAUAUAUAAGAUAUUAAUAUAUAAAACAUUUAUGCUGAGAUAAUAUAAUAAUAAUUUCCGGGACGAUGAACAAGUUCGAUAUUAUUCAUUACUUAUUAUAGGCACGAGUAAGGAUAUAGAGAAUUUUAAUUCAAAUUCAAAUAAUAUGAAUAUACUUACUCUUAAAUUUUACGUAUAUAUUAUUGUAAACUACUUAAACUCAUAUGAGCUAGUUAAACCUUUUAAACCUGUUUAAAGUAAAAUGUAUAGCAAAGUCGGUUUUUUUUUUUUUAUUAUUAAUAGGCAAGGUCGAACGACAGAAAUCAUCUGACAAAUCAUCUGAGAAAACAUCCGAGAAAUCAUCGGAGAAAACAUUGUCCAAAGCACCGAGUAUUGAUACCAAAAAACACGAAAAAUGAUAAAACCAAACAAAUUAUCCACUUAUCUUAAAAGGUAAAAUAUUACGUUUAAUAUCUAAUACUGAUUGUAAACUCUCAAAACAAAUAAAUAUAACUUGACUCAAUUUUCAAAUUGUUGAGAUUCUAAAUGGAGCAAAGAAACUUAUAGUUCUACAAACAUGGUUUCUUUUUUUUAAUCUGUGAGCAACUUUUCAACCAUAAAUCUUGCUCCGAUUUUUAUUUUUAGCACAUUUUCUGAAAGAAAAUCGGUGUGGAGAGGUAUUUUAAGGUGGUAUUUUUUCAAUUUUCUCAAAAUUUUUCUUAUCAUAUGUGAAAAACCGAAAAAAAAAACGGGAAAUUAUACGAAAUAUAUUACUAAAAUAUUACGAUUUUUUUUUUCUGUCUACAACUUUUCUACCAGCAGUUUUGCUCCAAUCAAUAAUGAUAGCAAUUUUUUUAAAAGUAAAUUCGACUGGGUAGGUAAUUUAAAGAGGUCAUUUUUCAAUUUUCUCAGGAGUUUUAUCAUCGAAUUUGAAAAACUGAAAAAAAAAACGGGGGAACGGAAAAAUAUAAGAAAUUUAGAUACUCAUUAAAAUAUAUUAUUCUUCUUUCCUUCUUCUUUGCUAAGAAAGAACUUUUCUACAAGCAAUUUAGCUCCGAUUUAUAAUUAUGGCAAUUUUACGGUAAUUUAGGGAGGUUAUUUUUCGAUUUUUCAAAGAUUUUUCUCAUCAAAUAUGAAAAACCAAGAAACAUGGAAAAACCAGGAAAAACGGAGGAAAACUGAGAAAAUCGAUACAACGUUAAACAAAUAUUAUUAAAAAAAAAAUAUAAAGCCUAUUUUAUUAUUUUACUAUAAGAUGACUUAUAUAUUGUUGACAAAGCAUAAUUAUCAACUUUACUCCGCUCAGAAUCGUUUUUUCGUUAGCAAUGGUUUUUCGUGUUUAUAAAAAAUAUAUAUAUAUUAUUUAUUCGAAAUUUAAAAACACCUCAAAGAUGAUAAAAUCUAAAAGACGAUUAUAAUAUUGCCUUCAUUUUCUGGAAAACAGUUUUUGCAACCAAACAAAUAAAUAAUUAAUGUAUAUGGCAAUAACCAAAGAUAUUCAAACAUUUUUUUUUAAAGCUGAUGCUAUUAAUGGGCGUGUUAUUAAUGUUGUAAGUGGUAAGUUGGGAGUUAGGAUACUAAACCUAUUAAAUAUAUACCUGUAUGAAACGAUAAAUCAAUGAUGACAAAACAUGAUUCUAAGUGACUUUCGGUUAAAUAUGUUUUGAAAUACCUUAAUUUUUACGGUUUUGGUAAAAAUUUGAGUUUAAAGCACUUAUAAAAAAAAUUGCGAACUAUGGUAAACUUUUUUUUUGCGAAUUAUUAUAAAUUAUAAUGAACCUUGGAUUAAAUUGGAAAUCUUUUCUGUUUGGCCAAAUAUCACAAUAAAAAAAAAAAAAAAACCGCUUUUUAUAGGUUUUCUCCCGAUUUUUCCUGGUUGUUGAAAAAGUAAAGAACUAUUACUAACUAACUAGAAAAAAAAAUUUUCCGAAAAAGAUGCAUUACUUAAAACUCAGAGCAAAAUUUCUGGAAAAAAAAAUAAAAUCAAAUAUAAUGAAACUUUUACUGCCAUAAAUUUGUCUUUUGUUCGGGUUUUUCACAAAUGAUUAUGAAAACUAUUAGGAAAAUCAAAUAAAGAACUCCAUAAAUCACCAACUAGUUCCAAAUAUCUACAAAAAAGUUUAUUUUUUAGUCUUUGACGGUCAUAAUUUUUAGACAAAUAAAUCCGACACAUCGUGGUAAAGUCAAUAUACUUCUCGCAGCGCUCAGAACCUAAAAAUCAUCGGUUAAACCGUGUAUAGAAAAUCCUUUUAAAGUUGUUAUAUUUACAAUUGUUAUUAAAUGUAUUAAUGUAUAGUUUUACUUUAAAGACAAACGAUUAUUUUUAAACCACGGUGAAGUAUUUUUAUACAGUGGCAUGUCCGGUUAUUGGACUGAGUGUAGGUCAAGGAUCACUCACUUAAUUUUACAAUUUAUUUAUUUUUUUACAAAGGGUAAAGGAAGAUACAUUAAUAUUUAAAUGCCACCGAACUUAACCCAAUGACGUAAGCUCGUUGAAAAUUCAAACACCCAACUGCAGUAGGUUUAAAGCUUUUCAUAUAACUAUAUUUUUCGUAUUGACUAAAUUGGUUUAAAGGAAACAAAAAAAAAAAAAAACAAACGGACAUACUUCACCCGAUGGGUGAGCCACUGUUGUAGUUGAAAAGUUGGGAAGGUAGAGUGGAAAUUUAAUGUAUAUCUUUACGUAACCAUUAAUCAUUUGCUAAUGAAAAACGAUUAGGAGCGGAUUUUGGAUCGGUCAUACAUGUUUUGAAAGGCCGUAAUAUUUACGAUUUGAAAAUAAUACAUUUCGUAAAUUUUCCCCGGUUUUCCCCAUUUAUUUUGAAAAUUACCGGGUAAAUCAAUAAAUAACCUUCUUAAAGUACCACCCCAAUAAUAUUUCCUUUCAGAAAAAGUGCUACGUUUAAAAAUCAAAGAAACAUUUCUGGUAGACAAGUUGUUGAAUGUGAAUAAAAUGUGAAUUUUAACCGUGUCCUCACCAUUACCUUACCGUCUACUUUUCUAUAUUUAUAAACAAAUCAUGUUUUUUUUUUCAGAUAUUAUUUUUUUAGCACCGUCACAUGAACGAUACAAAUAUCACAUACCACACACACACAUACACACACACACACACACACACACACACAAUUAUAAAUCUUAAUCAAAAUACACUUAUUUAAGCAUACACUUUCACGAUAUAAUGUUAUUUUUUAAUUCACUUUAUUAUAUUUUUAAAAAUUAUUAUAUUGUAUAUUUAUACGUUAUUAAGUACAUCGAUUUUGUUUUAAAUUUUAGUAAUAUUUGUGUGACCAAUGACUAAAUAUUAUAAUAUCUACCUAUAUUUUAUAACGAUCAGUAGAAUACAAACCAAUUAGAUACCUAGUGAUGUUAAAUCAUUAUAAUAAUAUUAUUAUUGUUGUAUAAUAUGUCGUAUUGUAAUUUAUUUGAAAACUCGAAGCUCAAACAUCGUCGACUGGUUUUAAUAACACGUGUAAGCAGCACAUAUUGACGCAUGUUAUAUUAUAAUAUAAUAUUUAUAAAAUAAUAUAUCUCAACUAAAGAAUUAUGUGCUACGAACGAAGAUAAAAACAAAAAUUGAAUAAACAAUGUAAUAAUCAACAAUGUAUUAUACCUAGGGUCCAAACUGUUU
Molecule: messenger RNA, 11126 nt
Organism: Cinara cedri
Lineage: Eukaryota; Metazoa; Arthropoda; Insecta; Hemiptera; Aphididae
Source: the annotation of a GenBank genome assembly